CUCCCACUCUGUCAUGCCAGCUUCUUUUAUGUGUCUCUCCAAUGAGGCGACUUAAGGUUUGGUUUUUCAAAAGAACGUGCACCAGGAUCUAGGAGCUGCUAUUUGACAGCCCCACCUGACUUGACAAGGAUCUCCUCAGUAAACGUCCCAUAGAAACAAAAUGGCUGACCUAUGGCAGAAGGCAUACGACUUUGCAGUUGCAGUGGCAAGAAAAGCUGGAGCUGAAAUUAGGAAGGCCGGGGAAAGUGAAAUAAGGGUCAUGACAAAGAGCUCCAGUGUAGACCUUGUUACCAAGACUGACGAGAGGGUGGAGAAAAUCAUUAUCGGGUCUCUUAAAGAGGAAUUCGGAGAAGGCACACACUGUUUCAUUGGAGAGGAGUCAGUUGCUAAGGGGGAGCCAUGUAUCUUAACUGACAUGCCCACAUGGAUCAUAGACCCUGUGGAUGGCACCACAAACUUCGUACAUGGAUUCCCAUUUGUUGCUGUGUCUAUUGCCUUUGCUGUUAAUAAGCAGUUGGAGUUUGGUGUGGUGUACAGCUGCUUGGAAGACAAGAUGUAUAAAGCAAGGAAGGGGAAGGGAGCUUUCUGCAAUGAUGAACCAAUCCAAGUGUCCGAUGUCAAUGAUAUCAAUAAGUCCAUUAUCAUCUCUGAGCAUGGAACUGACAGGAGCAAGGAAAAAGUUACCAAGAUCUUCUCCACCAUGCAGAAGAUCCUCCGCAUCCCAGUGCAUGGGCUCCGUGGGUCAGGGACAGCUGCCACCAACAUGUGUCUGGUGGCGACGGGGGCUGUUGAGGCCUUCUUUGAAAUUGGGAUCCACUGCUGGGACAUUGCUGCUGGAGCGGUUAUAGUCAAAGAAGCUGGAGGAAUACUACUGGAUGUUGAUGGGGGAUCGUUCGAUUUGAUGUCUCGAAGGAUGGUUUCAGCAAACAACAAGGUUAUUGCUGAGCGGAUCAUCAAGGAAAUUGAAGUAUUCCCAGUGGUGAGGGACGACGCUCCAAAUCAGAAGAAAUGACAAUUUCCAAAUGCAUUACAAAAUGAGUACAAGAGCAAAAGCUCUCUCUAUUUUUGUA
Messenger RNA from Micropterus dolomieu (smallmouth bass), 1070 nucleotides. RefSeq names its product inositol monophosphatase 1-like. NCBI's taxonomy places the organism in Eukaryota, Metazoa, Chordata, Actinopteri, Centrarchiformes, Centrarchidae. The transcript has 9 exons. Gene Ontology annotation, molecular function: inositol monophosphate 1-phosphatase activity. The record is from RefSeq and is a predicted model, not a curated record. Gene Ontology annotation, biological process: inositol metabolic process; phosphatidylinositol phosphate biosynthetic process; signal transduction. The coding region runs from base 161 to 1012 and encodes 283 amino acids.